Anisakis simplex (herring worm) is the source of this 471-nucleotide messenger RNA. The record is from the annotation of a GenBank genome assembly. Lineage: Eukaryota; Metazoa; Nematoda; Chromadorea; Rhabditida; Anisakidae.
AUGAGUGAGGGUGGCGCGGCGAUUGGAGCAGAUACGGCAAAUACAGUGAAGGAAAAAUUAUCUGGGUCGUGGAAUGUGACCAAGAAAAUGCUGAAUAAUAUUGCUGCCACAAUAAGUGGUCCUUUGAAAAGUACAGCUGCAUUUCGAGGUUCAAUCACAUCAACUACCGGCCAAACGUAUUCAGCCGAGCAUACGUCGUCUGUAUCACAUAGCAANCGAGACGGAUCUCAAGAAAAGGUGAAGCUGGUGAAGAUACACAGCAGUCAGGCAGCAUGUGGUCGAGACUUGUUCGAAGAGCCCUAUUAUCACGGUUUCAUGACCGGCUUCGAGGCAGAUGAUCUGCUCGGCAAUGUCGACGGUACUUUUCUGGUGCAUAAGGCCAUGGUGAAAAAUAAAACGGUUAGUUACAGACAGAACCCUUUAUUGUUGAGCACUUAUUUCUGGCUGUUUGAUUAUUAUCUACAGCUUUGA